CUGUUGUCGGUAUCCUCAUUGACUAUGUGGGGCUGCGCGGUGUGUUUGCGGGGCUCUGUGCUGUAUUGACGCUGCCUGUGUUUGGCCUGCUGGCCUUCACAUUCGUCCCUCCUCUCAUAUCAACCAUCUGGCUCGGCAUCACUUACUCAUUCGCUGCUGCGAGCAUGUGGCCCUCCGUCCCGCUGGUGGUUCCUCAAGCCACACUGGGCACAGCGAUGGGGCUGGCCAAAUCCGUACAGAUGGUCAGCAUCGGCAUCUCUAACCUGGUGGUGGGACAGAUACUGGGAACCAAGUCCAGUGAUGUUAAGAUCCCGCUGUGGACAUGGCAAUAUAUGAUGAUCUUCAUGCUGGCCAAUACCAUCAGCUGCAUAAUCGCCUCUACCGUACUCAACAUCGUUGACUACAGACAGGGAAGCAUUCUGAAUAAGACGACUAAGAGAUCACAGAGAACCGCUGAUGAAUGAAGAGGACAACGAGGAGAUAAACGACGCUCCCUCCAUCAACAGGACAUAGAGGAAUCGCUCACAUU
Sinocyclocheilus rhinocerous is the source of this 529-nucleotide messenger RNA. RefSeq names its product major facilitator superfamily domain-containing protein 1-like. The transcript is spliced from 5 exons. The record is from RefSeq and is a predicted model, not a curated record. Bases 165 to 464 code for a protein of 99 amino acids. Lineage: Eukaryota; Metazoa; Chordata; Actinopteri; Cypriniformes; Cyprinidae.